Blepharisma stoltei is the source of this 3446-nucleotide messenger RNA. The record is from the annotation of a GenBank genome assembly. Lineage: Eukaryota; Ciliophora; Heterotrichea; Heterotrichida; Blepharismidae.
AUGUCCAGUUCAUCUUCAGACUUUGAUAGUGACGUAGAUUUUUCUGACGACUCAGAAUUAGAUGUAGAUGAAGGAACAACCAUUGCUAAAAUUUCAGGCAGCAUUUCAAUUAGCGACUUACCAGAAUCCAAAACAUUAGAUGAUCCUGUUCAAACUAAUCCUUCUGUUAAGACUGAUUCUACUGUUACUGCGGAUAAAAAAGAAAUUAAGCUAGGACAAUUUCCUAGUCCUCCUGCACCUGUAAAGCCUAAUGUAAAAAGCCAACGACCUUCAAGUCUAAGCAGAAUUCCAUUAUUAAAUAAAGAAACCACAAACCAAAAUACUUAUGAUAUAGACCGACUAAUGAAUCCAAAGGUUCAAAAAUCAGCUUUAAGGACAUUAGGCUUGGAAAAACGCAUUUCUCUGCCUAAAUAUAAAAAUAUUAGCUUAGAAAGUCGCCCUAAUGCAGCUCCAAAGACUACUGAUGUAGCUGAUAGGCUUUUAGCGGACUGAGAAAAAAUAAAAAAUAAAAAAUCAGCACAAAAGGAGCAAGCUGAAAAAGAAGAACUUGAAAAAUGCACGUUUAAGCCAGUCAUUAAUAUAGGGAUUUCCCCUAUAUAGCCCUACAAGGGCUGUGGAUUUUUGUCCGGAAUCCUUGGGGUUGGUGGUACCAACAAGUGAGUUGGUCGACCAACGUACUGAGUUGGGUCCACCAACCAAAGGAUUCCGGACAGAAUCCAAAGCCCUUACAGGGUUAUAUAGAGCAAAACCCUAUACUCAAGCAAGGAGUAGAACACAUGAAGAAUUUUAUGAUGACAUGAAGAGGUUUUUAGAUGACAAGCUAAAUCGAAUUAAAAAUAAACAAGAAGAAAAUGAGCAGCUUAUCAGAACACAAAGCCAAGAAUUACCAUUUCGACCAUCGCUAUGUCCUAACUCUAUAAAGAUUGAAUCUAUGAAAUCAGGGAAUAAUUAUCCAAGAUAUGAGAAACUUUAUCAACUUCACAAAUCCAAAGACAACCAAGGCUUGCAGAGUGCUUUAAAAGAAAAAUCGACUGACUCAAUGCAGCUAUCUCAAUCCACUGACUCCCCCCCCCCCCUCCGUGAGCGAACAAAAAAAAUUUUGUUCGCUCACGGAGGGGGGUUAAUUUUUUUUUUAAAAAAAAUUUAUAUAUAAAUUUUAUAAAAAAUAUUUUUUUCGAAAUUUAAAAAAAUCCUAAUUUGCAAAAAUUGGGAAGCAAAUAUUAAUUUAAUUUGCAAAAUUAUGUUUUAAAACGCAAUUUGUUUAAAAUUAAACAGAAUUAGCUCUAGAUUUCAUUAUACUAAUUAUCACUUAUAUAUCAAAAUUUUUUUCCAUUAAAAUUUUUUCUAUUAAAAAAAUUUUUGUUCACUCACGGAGGGUGGGUUUUUGGUCAAAAAAUGGCGAUUUUUCUAAUGGUUUUGUUCGCUCACGGAGGGGGGGGGGGGGAGAGUGAGGAUUCUCAAAUUCUAUUUCAUCCUUCAGUUAAUGAAAGAUCGAAAAAAUUAAUCAGAAACUCCUCAAUUGAAAACAUUUUAUAUGAAGAUGCUUUAAGAAGGCACAAUAAAAGCUUGAACCCUUCUCCUAUAAGGAUUCAAAAUAAAAUCAUAAGUGAUAAAUCAGAAAAAGUGCUAAUGGAGAAGUUAAAAAAUGAUUUUGAAGAUGGAUGGAUUUAUAUUGACAUUGAUAACACCAAGCUGGUUUCAUAUACCAGAAUGCUUGAAGUGCUCAGAUCUAUGCAUUUCUUAGCGAAUCCUAAAAAGCAAGAGGAAUCUAGACUGCUUACUUUGGAGCUCUGGAAAUAUUUAGAAACCAGCAGCAAGCCUCCUACUAAAGAAUCCCUUUUUGUUAUAAUUAAUGCUAUUAUGGGGUUUUACCAGCCUUGAAUGGAAAACCCAGAAAAAUACCCUAACAGGAUAAAUCUAUCUGAAGCCACUGCAAAAAAGCUCCACUUAAAAUACAGUUUACUUUAUGAUAACCGAUUAUCAGUUGUAAAUAAAAGCACAGCAAAUAAAACGUAUAAAGAAAGCUUAGACUGCACUUUUAGACCUCAGCUUUCAGUGAUGUCGGAAAGACUUGCAACUUUAUCAGUAGACAGCAGAAGAAGCUCAAGCUCAUUAGCCACUGAACUUCAUCGAGAAAAAAUUUUACUUCAAGAAAAACAGGCAGCUUUGAAACUGAAAUUUGAAGCAUUGGAUUCUAAAGAAUGCACAUUCGCUCCCAGGAUAAAAGAUCUGCCUAAAACUUACCAGCAGUCAAAAACAACAGAAAAAGAAACAUUGUCAAAGGAUUAUAAGAAUAUUUUAAAUAGUGCUCCAAAUAAGGUUGAUAGAGCGGCUGCACUUUUUUCGCUGGCAUCGCUAGAAAAAAAUAAAAAAGAAAAUAAAUAUAAGCCAUUUGAAGAGCAAGAAUUAGAGAAAAAUAAAAAUGAGCUGACGUUUAAACCGAAGCUUUAUACAAGAGAAGAGCCUGAUGCGGUACCUGAUGAGCAGCCUGGUGUGCAAGAAAUGGUAGCUAGAUUAAGAUAUGCAAGGAAAGAUCAGGAAAAUGAUAAAAAUUUAAGAGAAAAAGGAUGGACAAGAUCCCCUGAAAAUGAUGUGAAGCAAAAUAUAGUGACUCAGGAAACUAGAGGUAGAAAACUAUCGUCAAGACCUCCACAAAAACAGCCAGAUAAAAGUGCUAAAGAUAAAGAAACUAAAAUCUUUACUAUAAAAACAAUUUUUAAAAUAAAAUAAAAUAAUUUAUAUGCCUAAUUGCAGUGGCUAAAAAUAUCAUGCUGAUAAGCCAUUGUUCUAUUUACUGUAUGAAAAAAUGAUAGCAGUUAAAACUAGAAUGUUUUGGUCAUAAUAAGCCGGCUUAAAACUUUUUCUUAAAAAAAAUAUUUGUGAGUAAGAAAAUCUUUCCAAAAGAAUCGAAAAAUCUUCUACCCAAGUCUCAAAUUCCAAAACCAAGCAAUCAUAAAAUUCCUAUCCCUCUCAGCAAAGAAAAGCCCGAGAGCAGCCCUCAUGAAAAUAUUGAGUGUCAAGCAGAUCCUAUUCAUGACCAAGCUCCUUGUUCAUCAGCACCUCCAUCAGAGCUAUUUAACGGUUUUGACUAUAUGAAUGAUUCAGGCUCCAGUCUAGAAAAUGGAAAAUUCAUAUCAAAUGAAGUCAUUUAUGAAGACGAAGAAAUGGAAAAUAUAUCAGAUGAGGAUGAGUUUAAUGGAGGUCUUGAACAAUUUGAAGAAGAAAAUGAAGUCACUGAAGGAAACGAAGAAACUUUGUAUGGAAGUGAAGACGAAAACGAUUUGCACAUUGAAAUAAAUUUGGGAAAUGGAAAAACAGAACAUUUAAACAUAAAAGAAGGAAUGGAUUUAGAAGAAGUUGUAGAAGAUUUUGCGAAGCAGCAUGGGAUCACGGUAGAGUCAAAGCUAAAAAUACUGCAGCUUGUGAAGAAUCUUCCUGCUACUUAA